Molecule: messenger RNA, 1161 nt
Organism: Lodderomyces beijingensis
Lineage: Eukaryota; Fungi; Ascomycota; Pichiomycetes; Serinales; Debaryomycetaceae
Source: the annotation of a GenBank genome assembly
AUGAACAGAGGAGUCUGCCACGAGGCUGGGGCCAUGCCCAGACUACCCUCUUUCCAGCAAUUGAAUGAAACCCUUAAGGAUACUGAUACGCUCACGGGGCCAUCAGCAAAGAAUGUGUUGCUGUACUCUUCAGCGUUCAAGAACUUGGCCUUGUAUCAGGAGAGCAAGUCGGCAGCCAACAACACGAACAAAGCAGCAGCCACUAAAGCUGUUGGAGCCAACCCGUACAAUAUUGGGCCCGAGUAUUCGUAUGGGAACACAAUCUACGGGCGUCAUGAAAGUUACCCAAACCAGUACUACAGCCUAAGUUAUGACGGCUACAGAAAUAAACUUGACUCGACAUCGCCCACGUCAAUUGACGGUAUGAGUAAAUCGGACAUUGCCGACGACGAAAAGAUUGACGACUACAAGAGUCUUUCCAACCUGAUUCACUUUUUGACAGAGUUUGAACUGAAGUGCAGGAGCACCAAUGCCAUGCGAUACUGCAACUAUGAGAACCAGGGACCGAAUGCCAGUAUGGUCUUGGACAGCAUGAAGAAUGUCAGCAUCGAUGACAUUUUGAAUACUUUAAAGAAGACCACGUCGCUAUUGGAGAGUAUGAGGCCCUCCAAGCAUGAGCAUGAGGCACAACAGGAGUACAACAGCUCGAGCAAGGAGUUGAAGGUGUUCAAGAGGGGGCUCAGCCAUUCGCAGCUUUCGGAGAUGGACAAGAGCAAGAAACCGAGAAUACACCACUCGGUUUCGUUUCCAUCGAGCAGCACCAGCAACAGCAACAUCAACAACAACAUCAACAACUUUAACAACAGCAACAACAUCAACAACAUCAACAACAACAACAACAGAGCUUUACCGUUUGAAAUGAAUAGUAUCCCUCUUCAUGAACACCUCUCCAAUUACGUUCACGAAGCUCCACAUCACGGCCAUUUUGGAGCGAAUGGAAUGAGCGCAGAUAUGGGAAUCAAGCCCGAGAUAGUUUGCCAGCACUGCUUGUCGCAUGAAACACCCGAGUGGCGACGGGGCCCCGAGGGAAGCAGAACCUUGUGCAACGCUUGCGGGCUAUUCUAUUCAAAGUUGAUUAAAAAGUAUGGGUUGCACGAAGCUGAUAGAGUGAUGCUAGAGAGGAAACAACGGGGGACUGUUAAUGAUCGCAGAAUAUUUUGA